This is a messenger RNA of Sorghum bicolor (sorghum), 1125 nucleotides long. RefSeq lists its product as uncharacterized. NCBI's taxonomy places the organism in Eukaryota, Viridiplantae, Streptophyta, Magnoliopsida, Poales, Poaceae. Gene Ontology annotation, molecular function: protein binding. The record is from RefSeq and is a predicted model, not a curated record. Bases 1 to 1125 code for a protein of 374 amino acids. The transcript has a single exon.
AUGGCGCCGCCGGAGCUCAUGGACGACCUCAUCGGCGAGAUCCUCCUCCGCCUCCCGCCGGAAGAUCCAGGGUGCCUUGUCCGCGCGUCCCUCGUCUGCAAGCCCUGGCGUCGCCUCCUCUCCGAUCCGAGCUUCCCCCGCCGCUACCGCGAGUUCCACGGAGUGCCACCCCUGCUCGGCUUCCUCCACUACGUCAAAAAGUGCGGAGAUUUCCUUAGCCCCUUCUUCCCCAGCUUCUUCCCCAUCAAAGAAGCUUCUCCUAUCCUCAACCCCCCGCCGGAGCCUAAAUCCUAUAUCCUCGACUGCCGCCACGGCCGCGUGCUCCUCUUCAACUACAGUAACAAAGAUCUCAUCGUGUGGGACCCCAUCACCAACAGCCGGCAGGACCUUGGGUGGCCUCCCAAGUUGGAGCACUAUUUCUGCUUCAGGGCAGCGGUGCUCUGUGCCUUGGACGGCUGCGACCACCUCAGUUGCCGUGGUGGUCCCUUCCUCGUGGUCUUAGUAGCCAUCGACUUCCCAAACGAGAUUGGCGGUGACGGUGCAUCAGCUAGAACCUACUCAUCUGAGACUGGCGCAUGGAGUACAGGUGUCUCAUCACUUCACGUUGGCUUCCCCAUGAAUGGCCACAAGAUGAUUGGGAGCAGCCUACUUGCCAGAGGCGCCCUAUAUUUCAUGCUCGAUAAAGGCCGGAGCAUCCUCAAGUAUGACUUGGCUGGGUGUGGCAUGUCGGUGAUGAGCGCACCACCCUUCACUGGCCCUGUGGGAAACAUGGUGCUCGUCAAGGCAGAGGGCGGCGGCCUGGGAGCCUGCGGUGUGGAGGGCCACAACCUGCACCUGUGGGCGUGGCGGAGUACUGGUGGCCCCAAUGGCGGCAUUCCGGAAUGGGAGAGGAGCAGGGUUAUGGAUAUCCAGCUUGACAUUGCUGACCUGUCUACACAGCUUGAUGUAGUUGAUUUUGCGGAAGGUGCUGGUUCCAUGUUCGUAUUGGCAAACAAGGACGUCUUUGCUGUUGACCUAAAAUCUGGCCGGGCCAGGAAGAUAGGAAAGCGAGGGAGGUUCAAGGUCAUCUUUCCCUUCAUGAGCUUCUAUAGCCUCAUGCCCACUGAUUUAUUUCCACAGUCGUAA